AUUGCACCAUGUUUUAUUAGCAAAUACAUUCAUUCAGUUAAUAAAGAAUAUUCAUUGAAUCCAUCGGAAUGUAGGUGUUGCUCAUGGGAAAGAGCGGUUCAGGCAAAACCUCGAUGCGUUCCAUCAUCUUUGCAAACUAUAUUGCUCGAGAUACUCGUCGCUUGGGAGCAACCAUCGAUGUCGAACACUCUCAUGUCAGAUUCUUAGGAAACUUGGUUUUAAAUCUAUGGGACUGUGGUGGUCAAGAAUCUUUCAUGGAAAACUAUAUUGCAUCGCAACGAGAUCAAAUCUUUCGUAAUGUAGAAGUUUUGAUUUAUGUUUUUGAUGUUGAAUCGAGAGAAUUCGAUAGAGAUAUUCAUUACUAUCAAUCAUGUUUGGAUGCAUUGAUUCAACAUUCUAAAGAUGCUCGAGUGUUUUGUCUAGUUCAUAAAAUGGAUUUGGUCCCUGAAAACCAGCGUGAACAGAUAUUUUUUGAUAGAGAACAAGAUUUGAAGCGUCGAUCUCAUCCAUUAAAAACUGUUUCAUUUGGUACUUCCAUUUGGGAUGAAACGCUCUACAAGGCGUGGUCUGCCAUCGUAACGUCACUUAUUCCCAAUGUGCAAGUCCUUGAAACCAACUUGAAUGCAUUCUGUCAGCAUUGUGAUGCAGAUGAAGUGAUUUUGUUUGAACGUACAACGUUUUUGGUGAUCUCUCAUGCCACCAGAAGGAAUCUAGGCGACAUUCAUCGAUUUGAAAAAGUAUCCAAUAUUAUCAAGCAGUUUAAAUUGAGUUGCAGUAAAUCACAAGCACAGUUUCAAACCAUGGAAGUGUGCACACCAAAAUUCUCAGCCUUCUUGCAGGGACUCACUUCCAACACAUAUGUCAUGGUUAUCGUAUCUGAUCCCACUAUCUUGCCUGCAGUGACAUUGAUGAACAUAUCUGCUGCUAGAUCUCACUUUGCCAGUAUCGAAUAA
This is a messenger RNA of Batrachochytrium dendrobatidis JAM81, 953 nucleotides long. RefSeq names its product Rag GTPase GTR1. NCBI's taxonomy places the organism in Eukaryota, Fungi, Chytridiomycota, Chytridiomycetes, Rhizophydiales. Bases 84 to 953 code for a protein of 289 amino acids. Gene Ontology annotation, molecular function: GTP binding; GTPase activity. Gene Ontology annotation, cellular component: fungal-type vacuole membrane; Gtr1-Gtr2 GTPase complex; nucleus. The record is from RefSeq and is a predicted model, not a curated record. Gene Ontology annotation, biological process: negative regulation of autophagy; cellular response to starvation. The transcript has 6 exons.